This is a messenger RNA of Erigeron canadensis, 3081 nucleotides long. RefSeq lists its product as uncharacterized. NCBI's taxonomy places the organism in Eukaryota, Viridiplantae, Streptophyta, Magnoliopsida, Asterales, Asteraceae. The coding region runs from base 1 to 3081 and encodes 1026 amino acids. The transcript has 2 exons. The record is from RefSeq and is a predicted model, not a curated record.
AUGGUCAUUCCUGUUUCUUUGGAGGAAAUUAAGGAUGUUAUGUUCUCCAUUGGUGACAACAAAGCUCCUGGUCCAGAUGGAUUUACCUCUGCAUUCUUUAAGAAAUCAUGGAGAGUUAUUGGCGAUGAAGUGAGUUCAGCAAUACAGGAUUUCUUUGUGCAUGGGCGCCUCCUUCAAGAGGUUAACCAUACUAUCCUUGCUCUUAUUCCUAAAGUAAGUACCCCUGCUACUGUGUUCGACUAUCGGCCUAUUUCGUGUUGUAAUGUGAUAUACAAAUGUAUUAGCAAAAUAAUUACAAAUAGAAGUAAGCCUGGCCUUGAUACUCUGGUUAGUAUAAACCAGUCGGCCUUUAUACCUGGAAGGAAGAUAUCUGACAAUAUCUUGCUCACCCAGGAACUCAUGCACAAUUAUCAUCUUAAUAGAGGCCCGCCUAGAUGUGCAUUUAAAAUAGAUAUUCAUAAGGCUUAUGAUACUGUCAGCUGGGAUUUUUUAAGGGAAAAUCUAGUGAAGUUUGAUUUCCACCAAACUAUGGUUAAUUGGAUUAUGGCGUGUGUUACUAGUGUUUCCUAUUCUUUGAGUAUUAAUGGUGAUCUGCAUGGAUAUUUCAAGGGUAAACGUGGUUUAAGGCAAGGUGACCCCAUGUCACCUUACUUAUUUACACUAGUUAUGGAGGUUCUUUCUUUGCUUUUCCAACGAGCUUCUUUGGAGAACCCAUUUAAGUUCCAUGCUCAAUGUAACAAGCAAAAAAUUAUUAGUGUUUGUUUUGCAGAUGAUCUGUUUCUGUUUGCUAGGGGUGAUAUUAAUUCAACUAAGACCCUUAUGGACGUUUUGAACCACUUUCAAAGGAUUUCUGGCCUUUCUCCGAGUCUUACAAAGAGCACAGCUUUUUUCUGUAGUAUUGCUGAUCAUACCAAGCAAGCAAUUUUAGCCAUUAUGCCAUUUGAUGAAGGUAAGCUUCCUGUUCGCUAUCUAGGUGUGCCGCUUAUCUCGACUAGACUAGGUUACAAAGAUUGUAAGGUUUUAGUUGAAAGAAUGGAAAAACGUAUUGAUGAUUGGAAAACUAAAACCCUUUCUUUUGCUGGAAGACUCCAUAUUAUCAACUCGGUUUUAGCUUCAAUGCACAUUUACUGGGCAUCGAUCUUCAUUCUUCCUGCUCGAGUUAUUAAAGAAUUAGAACAAAAAAUGAGAAACUUUCUAUGGGGUAUGGGACCUGGUGGGAAGGUUAAAUCUAAAGCUUCGUGGAAAUCAGUGUGUCUACCAAAAUAUGAAGGCGGGCUGGGAAUCAAAAGAAUUUCAAAUUUUAAUAAAGCACUCAUCACUAGCCAUAUUUGGAGCAUUGUGACUGAUAGGGAAUCGUUAUGGGUUCGGUGGAUACACUCCUAUAAACUAAAAGGUAGAAACUUUUGGGAUGUUACUCCUUGUGGAUCAAUGAGUUGGGGAUGGAGGAAGAUCCUUCUAUUACGGGACACUAUCCGCCCUUACAUAUGGAAAAAUAUUGGGAAUGGUCUAUCUACUUUGGUAUGGAAUGAUACUUGGAAUGAGCGCUGCCCCUUAAGGAACUUCAUCUCUACUAGAGACAUCAUGCGAGCUGGCUUUCGAUUAGAUUCUAAUAUUACUGAUGUUCUUAGUAAUGAUCAAUGGACCUGGCCUCAAGAGUGGUAUAAUACUUACCCUGUCCUCGAUCAGAUUCAUCCACCUAUGGUUCAUCAUAACAUUCAUGAUCGAACUGUUUGGAAGGAUUUGGAUGGAGUGGAGCAGGAGUUCUCUGUUAGCGAGGUUUGGAAUGAUGUUCGGUAUAAACAAGAUAAAGUACCAUGGGUGAAUAGUGUGUGGUUUUCUACAUGUGUACCAAGGCACGCGUUCCAUCUAUGGCUAGUUUUUCAUAAUAAAUUGAAGACCCAAGAUAGAUUGAAGGCUUGGGAAGUUGGAAGUGCCACAAAUCUCAACCUCAUGUGCUGCCCUUUUUGCCAAAAAGGAAUAGAUUCUCGCUCACAUCUAUUUUUUCAGUGCUCUUUUUCUUUGCAGGUUUGGGGCCAAAUUAAACAUAUGGCAAACAUGUCAGCAGUUGUGGAAUCAUGGGAUAGUAUUGCAAGAUGGCUAAUUUCUAGAUCUAGCUCUACUCAGAACUCAGCUGAAAGUGUAAUCGCAAGACUCCUUGUGGCUGCUGCCUCAUAUUUUUUGUGGCUCGAACGUAAUUCAAGAUUGUUCUCUAAUACCAAAUGCUCUGAAGCUCAAGUAAGAGAAAAAAUCAUGACCACCGUGCGCCUGAAGCUUCUCUCACUCAAGUUUAAGGCUACCAGUAGUAAUCGUCAGGGUGACGGCCUUUUCCGAAAAAAAAAAGAGAACUCCCCAGCUCCAUUUUCUUCACUAAGGAAUGGUUCUACCAUUGUUCCUAGUCUUGCCUCGGAGUUCAAUAAGGGUUUGGGUUCUCAUACUUAUGUUCCUCCUUCGGUGGGUCGUCUUAGGGAUGAUGCUAGUCAUCCUGCUCAUGCUAGGGCACUUGCUAAGGCCAUGACCCCUCUAAUUUUGGCCCUCGAGCAUGAUCAUAGGUCCUUGGAUGAUCUUAAUGAUAAGCUUAAUUUGUAUGCUUAUCAUGCUGUUGUUGUGGGUGCUUCUUAUCGAGGAUGCGCAGAUGCUAAGAUUGAGGAGCUUUCUGGUAUUAUUUCCAUGCUUAAGAGUGAGAGGGAAGCUCAUCUUGAAGAAGACCGUGUUUAUGGGGAUAAACUCAAGUUGAUUAUGGAAGAGAAUGAUAAGGAGAAUGCAAGGCUUUCUUGUAAGUUAAAUUCUAAGAGCAUUAGCUUGGGAGAGAGGGAGAGGGAGCUCGCUGAGUCUCAGGCUGAGGUAGAGAAACUUAGGGGGGAGCUUGCCAUGGAGAGGAGUAUGAGGGAGGAGUUGUCUGAUUCUUCCUAUAGAGGAAAGGAUUUUAUUGAUGCCUUUCCCGACUUGUUUAGGGGACUUCUUAGUCACUCGGAUGUUCUUUCUCCCUUUAAGUUAUUUAAUCAGACUUCUUUGUUAGCAGGGCUGUGUAAGGGUAGCAUUAAGGUCUUUAGGUGGAUAGAGGAAAAUGCAAAAAUGCAUUAA